UUCCAAAGAAAAAAUGGCGUUUUCCUUUAACGUGUGUAGGUUACAUAUGCGGGGAAAGAUUAUCUUUGGAAACUGCUUCCAGAGACUUGAUACGUUUUUUCACAGGAGUUUUGGGACAAAAGCUGUUUUCGCUCAAGCGGAGGCAGUUCGGGGAGGCGAAAGCGAAAAGAAUGGGCGUAAGUCUUUGGACGAACUCCUGGUGGAGAGGCAAGAACAGGCGGAGAAAUCUGUUCUUAUCAGCUGCCAAUCCAAAAACAGUGAGAAAAAGUUCCUCAAGUUUCUAUCAAAUCACGGAGACGUUAAGAAGUACUUCUUUUAUGAAAGCYGUGGAGUGUAUGCUGUAGUAGAAUUUGCCAGUCGGGACAAUGUCUCCUCUUUACUUGAAUCGGCUUCUAUCCCAAGUGUCAGCCAUCAAUUCGUGGUGCCUUUCAAAUCGAGACUUCUGUCCUUCAGAAACCACAGCACAGCGGAUAUGGGGAACACACGGUUGAGCCUGUGUCAGCCUCAGAGCACCAUUCCCUUCACAGAACUCAUCCAAAGGCUGUCCGCUGAGGAGAGUGUAGAGCAGCAGAUAGUCUCCCUGACCAAGUCCUAUCAGCUGACAGAGGAAAACAUCAGGCUGCGUUUCCUCGUCUGCUCUCUCCUCAAAGACAUAGUGGGUGCCUAUUUCCCAGAAUGCACCAUCAGACCAUUUGGCUCGUCGGUGAACGGCUUUGGGAAGCUCGGCUGUGACCUGGACAUGCUCCUUGAUCUGCACAGCAUCAGUGGGUGGGGCGUGAAAAGGCCCAGAUCCAGUCUCUCCCUGGAGUACGAGAUGAAGCUGGUCAACACGGGGCGAGCCACCGUCCAAAGCAUCCUGUCUGUGAUCGGGGAGUGCGUGCAUCACUUUGGGCCCGGCUGUGUGGGGGUGCAGAAGAUUCUACAAGCCCGAUGCCCGCUGUUGCGCUUUUCCCACAAGCCCUCAGGUUUCCAGUGUGACCUCACGGCCAACAACAGGGUGGCGUUGAAGAGCACAGAGCUCCUGUAUCUGUAUGGAGAGCUGGACCCACGGGUGCGCAGUCUGAUUUUCGCCGUCAGGUGCUGUGCCUGGGCCAACGGUAUCACCAGCAGCGUAGCAGGACCCUGGAUCACCAACUUCUCCCUCACGAUCAUGGUGCUGUUCUUUCUGCAGAGGAGAAGCCCUCCCAUUAUCCCCACACUGAACCGUCUCCGUGACCUCGCAGGUCCUGAAGACAAAUGCAUGAUUGAGGGGAGCGACUGCACGUUUGUCAAAGACUUCAGCAAGAUCCCGCUUCAGAGCAACACAGAGACACUGGAUCAUCUGCUGUGUGAAUUCUUUGAGUUCUACGCCACUUUUCCUUUCAGCAGGAUGUCUAUAAAUAUCAGAAAGGGAAAAGAGCAGAACAAACCAGAGAUGACACCACUGCACAUCCAGAACCCUUUCGAAACCUCCCUGAACGUCAGCAAGAACGUCAACUCCACCCAGUUGGACCGCUUUGUGGCUCUGUGUCGGGAGAGCUCCUGGCUGCUCCAGCAGGACAAAACCAACACACCCAGGGGUGCAUCUGAAGACAACAUUAUUAAACUGUGGGGGCUCGCCUCCCUACUUUUGCCUUCACAUGUCACAAGGAACAAAAGUCACAAAAUCAAAAAGCAGGGUCCUUCCAGUGAGAUGAUCAAGGACUUUCUAGAGUCUUUGAAGAACAAAAACGAAGAAUAGACCAGCUAAAGACUCCUGAGUAUUUCAUGGACUGCCUUUAGAUUCUUGUCAGAACUGUAACCCACACAUCCGUGGCACUUCUUUAAAGUCACAUGGCUCACCCAAACUGUGAGAGUAGGAGGCAGCUCCAGAACAUGGGUUGUAGUUACCAACAUGGACACUUGAGGGUGUUACUGCAGCCUAUAUGUGCUUAUGUUGGGUAGCUGUACAUUACUGUAGACUUCCCACAUUGUUCUAAUAGACAAUGAUACUAUGGACUGUUAUAGAUACAGCCUAAUUCUGUCUUUUUACAACUUUAUUGGAUUUUAUGUGUGAGGCUAUUUUACGUUUACCAUAAUUUCUGCACCAUAUUACAGCUGGAAUGGAGCUUUUACUGAAAAGUAAAAUAUUCAUUAUUGACUAUGUGAGUGAUGUUUAAUGAAUGUGGCUGGAAGGUAAAUAAAUUAUAAAUAUAUUACAUCUUUAAAAUUCCUUUAUGCCCUUCAAAUAAACAAAUAUGUUGAGUUA
Messenger RNA from Austrofundulus limnaeus, 2227 nucleotides. It is a transcript of the gene mtpap, whose product is annotated as mitochondrial poly(A) polymerase. The coding region runs from base 14 to 1720 and encodes 568 amino acids. Gene Ontology annotation, molecular function: poly(A) RNA polymerase activity. Gene Ontology annotation, cellular component: mitochondrion. The transcript is spliced from 9 exons. Gene Ontology annotation, biological process: RNA 3'-end processing. The record is from RefSeq and is a predicted model, not a curated record. Lineage: Eukaryota; Metazoa; Chordata; Actinopteri; Cyprinodontiformes; Rivulidae.